AUUUGGAUCUUGUCGUUUUGGAAGACUGCUGGGCUACGCUCAAUGCGACUUGGCUAAAGAGGAAAAGAGAAAGCUGUAUGUCUCAAUAGACGAUCUUUGUGCGUCUUGCCUUUGGGUUCGUCCACAGGACAGGAAGCAGGCCGACGGGUCGUGAAGAUGGAGCUCGGUCCAGUCUCUGCUGCUUAUUUAGAAGACAUAUGACAGCUUCAGUGUCACCGUAUGGGUUUAGCUCUCCAGAUGCAUGAUGCGCCUGUGGACGGGGAUCAGGUAUGACUCGGAUGCUUGUAGCCGGCCGCUGCUAGCUUAGCUCCUGCUCUCCCUGCUUGUCUUGCUGCAGCCGGCGUUGCGGGCUCAGUUGAUCCGCCGCAGCGACACACAGACCCCGGUUGGAAGAUGGCGAGGCCUUGAAUGUCAGAUUGGGGACGGUGUGCUCGGUCAAUAAAUUCAGACAUGUCCUCGCAGCUCCAGGGGUUCUCCUCCCCCUCUGUUUCCUCCAGUGCCUACUCUCGGCCAAAGAGGCUGAAAGUGGAGAACCCUACCUGGGAUGUCUCCAACCCGUUGGCGGAUAGCGGCUACUUUCAGCAAAGCCCCUCCCAGGGAGCUGUCCCCUCUACCUCCGGCUCCAACUUCGACCUGGUGUACAACUCCAGCCAGGUUCAUCCUCCUACAGCCGGCUCCAGGGAGCAGACGGUGGUGCGGGCUGCAGACAGCACAGGAAGCGUUCGUGGGCCUGCUUCCCCCUCUUCUUCCUCCACCUCCUCCAGCCACCACAUCAAGGAUGCAGGAUCCUCCUCCCAACACUGCGAGCUUUACCAAAAGCAAUACAGCCUGAAGAGGAAGAGCGAGGAGGUGGACAGCAGCGACAGCGUCCAGAUACUGGAGGAGCUUUCGGCCCCUGUGGUGUCGAACCGUGCCGGUGGUGGAGGAGGAACCACUACAGCUCAGUCCAUAGCACACUCCACCUCCACCACCAAAAGCAGCAACUCUCAUAGUGAAGGCGACUACCAGCUGGUCCAGCAUGAGAUCCUGUGCUCCAUGUCCAACAGUUAUGAGGUGCUUGAAUUUCUUGGGCGGGGCACCUUCGGGCAGGUGGCAAAAUGCUGGAAACGUGGCACAAAUGAGAUAGUGGCCAUUAAAAUACUCAAGAACCAUCCUUCUUAUGCACGACAGGGCCAAAUCGAGGUGAGCAUCCUCAGCAGGUUGAGCACAGAGAACGCCGAUGAGUUCAACUUUGUCCGCUCAUAUGAGUGUUUCCAACACAAGAACCACACGUGCCUGGUGUUUGAGAUGUUGGAGCAGAACCUCUACGACUUCCUGAAGCACAGCAAGUUCAGCCCUCUGAUGCUCAAGUGCAUCCGGCCCAUCCUGCAGCAGGUGGCCACGGCGCUAAUGAAGCUGAAGAGCCUGGGGCUGAUCCACGCCGACCUGAAGCCUGAGAACAUCAUGCUAGUGGACCCUCUGAGGCAGCCAUACAGGGUGAAGGUGAUUGACUUCGGCUCUGCCAGCCACGUGUCCAAAGCGGUGUGCUCCACCUACCUGCAGUCCAGAUAUUACAGAGCUCCAGAGAUUAUCCUUGGCCUCCCUUUCUGUGAAGCGAUCGACAUGUGGUCUUUGGGGUGUGUCAUCGCCGAGCUUUUCCUGGGAUGGCCCCUUUAUCCUGGUGCAUCAGAGUACGACCAGAUUCGGUAUAUUUCCCAGACACAGGGUCUUCCAGCAGAGUACCUGCUAAGUGCAGGAACCAAGACGAGCCGCUUUUUCAACCGAGGCCCCGACUCGAGCUACCCUCUCUGGAGACUCAAAACACCUGCAGAGCAUGAGGCAGAGAUGGGCAUCAAGUCGAAGGAGGCAAGAAAAUACAUCUUCAACUGUCUGGAUGACAUGAUGCAGGUGAACAUGACCAGCCUGGAGGGCACGGACAUCCUGGCAGAGAAGGCCGACAGACGGGAGUUCAUUGACCUGCUGAAGAAGAUGCUUACUCUCGACGCCGACAAGAGGAUCACACCCAUGAAGACGCUGAACCAUCCUUUUGUUACCAUGACACACCUGCUGCACUUCCCCCACAGCUCACACGUGAAGUCCUGUUUCCAAAACAUGGAAAUAUGCAAACGCAGAUGCAGCGCAUUUGAGAACGGGAAGAACAUGUUUGCCAGCAGCACCACUCCAAGCGCAGCCACCAACCUCACGGUCACAUUCAGCAGCCAGCUGAACCAACACAAUCAGAUGGCAUCCACAGGAGGCCAGUCGCUGUCCCUCAGCAGCAAUGUCCCGCUGAUCAACUAUCAGCCGGGCCUCUACCAGCAGGCCACCAUCAACAUCCCGGGCCUGACCCAGCAGAGUGUUCCUCUGCAGACCAGACCGACUCAGCUGUGUGCCCAGACCGAGCCCUUCCAGCAAACGCUCAUCGUCUGCCCUCCAACCAUCCAGAGUCUCCAAACCACCAGUAAGCCUUCUGGUUACCCAGUGAGAAUGGACAACUCUGUACCCUUAGUCACUCAAAACCAGUCCUCCCAGUCUCUUCACCUCCAGCCAAGCAUGCUGACACAGCAGGGAUGGCCAGCAGGGACACAGCAGAUCUUCAUACCUUCCACAUGGCAGCAGAUGCCCGGCAUGUCCAUCCACAACCCGGGCCAGGCUGUGGUCCCUGACUCGCACGUGGGAGCUCCAGUGUCUGACAGCCAACAGGCUCCUGGAUGGAGGGGUUGUCAUGGCAACCAGUACAACGGAGUUAGCCAACAGGACUCCACCGUCAGCCGCCUUGCCGGCGUGCAGAACCACAGCUCUGGGGCUGCUCACGCAAGAUCCCAACAAGCCAAGAGACCGAAAGUCCGACAUGCGGAAAGCAGAGCCAGGCUGCAUUUGGCUUCCACUGUUGUCCACAGCACUUCUUUCCUCGGAGACCAGUCUCAGCCGAUAGUCAUCUCUGACACGCCAAGUCCCGCCGUCAGCAUCAUCACCAUCCACAGCGACUCGGAGGACGAGGGUGAGACGAAGGUCAUGGCUGCCUGCUCUGGUGCGAGCCAGAGAACAAACGUGAUCAGCUGCGUGACGGUGCACGACUCCCACGACUCCGACUCUUCUGGCAGCAGCAGCCCUCUGAGCCCUGAGACCAGUUCACAGCCCUCACAGUCUCUGGCCAUCAUCCUGCCCUCAGUGAAGAUUCAGCCCAGGGAGAGCACAACCACCAAGCCAGUGGCAGCUUCAGAUCAAGCUGCAGGAGGCUCCGGAAAGUCCAAGAAGGCAUCCGCCCAGCUGUCGUGUCGGUCAGGAGAUUCCACCGCCGAUCGUCAGCCACGUGCGGCGUCCAGCAGAUCUCAGCCUCUUAACCUCAGUCAGGUGCAUCAGUCCGUGAUGCCGUCCUCAUACAGUCAUACUGGAAGUGGCGACUCCCUACGGCGCCAGCCCACCUACCCUCCACCCGUUUCCUCUCAUUCGUCCUACCGCCUUCAAGACGGCGCUCUCUUCAGCUCGGCCCCAAACCUGUACACCUAUCCAGCCUCUGCCGCCCUGGCCUCAGUGUCCCAGGCAGUGGACCAGAUGCAGGGCGGCAGGCCAAGCGGAGCUUACUCCUCCCUGGCCCUGCUGCAGAAGAACGCCGGCUUAGCCUUCGGAGGGUCUGCAGCCGGACAGUACAGCAACCCACAGCCACAACCUUUCCAACGUUCCAGUGCCGCUUAUCAGAGGAAACUCAACCAGUAUCCCCCUUACCUGUGAUGGCUAAGAUAGCAGCAUUGUCCCUCACCCAAACUGAGGCUGCAGACGAGCACAGACCUUGUUUUGUUUCCUCACAUUGAGUGGCUUUCUGCUCCCAGAAAGUGUGUUUAUUUUAAUCUGCUCCACUUAGUUUCUGCUGCAUCACUGUGACGAGCAGCGCAGCCCAUCUGGUGAAAGUCAGUCUGUCUUAAAUGGAAACAUUUUAUUGAAAGAGCUGUAUUGUAGAGAAACCGAAACUUGUGGUGCUUUUCAUUUUUAAACUUUUAAUUUUGACAGAAUUGUCAAGUUUUACAUUUACAAACUCAACUGCCUUCUCUUUAUUUAAACAUGUAACGUCUGCACAUUGUGGUAAGUUGGAUUAAUAUGUUCGAAUAAUGAAUGUAGUGUGUUUGUAUUUUAACUUUCCUCUAUAACAAAACGUUAACGUACUGUGCUGUGUACUGAUGUGUCAGUGCUUUUAUGUGACGGAGUAUAGAUCGAAUCAAAGGUUCAGUGAGUUGAAGGAUGCAGGGUGUUUUGGUGUAAAGUUGGAUGCAGUCAGGACUUUUUUCAGUUUGAAACGACCCAUAAAGACUACAUGCGUCUGCCAUGGAGUAGACUUCAGCAGAGGUUUGUAACUGGUUCUUCAGACAGAUUAGGAGAUUUAUACAACACAAGUGUUCAUUUUAUUGGAGAUUGUACAAGUUUGUCUUGUGAAGUGGUGUCUGUGAAGUAAAACGUCCACCAAAUGUUCAAUAAGGUAUGUCUGUGUGGGAACAGAUUUCUGCAUUUCAUUUGAAGCAAAUCUGACAAAGAUAAUUAAAGAGAUAAAUUAAUGUUCAGUAUGUUGCUGCUUUGAAGCAAAUCAGUUUGUUAAUGUGAUGGCUGUUCCUACAUCUUGCUGUGUUAAGUGCAACAUCAGAGAGAACACAGUGAUGCUGGACCUAUAUGUAUGCAAUAAAAUCUCAAACAUUCA
Molecule: messenger RNA, 4666 nt
Organism: Girardinichthys multiradiatus
Lineage: Eukaryota; Metazoa; Chordata; Actinopteri; Cyprinodontiformes; Goodeidae
Gene: hipk1a
Product: homeodomain interacting protein kinase 1a
Exons: 17
Coding region: 409-3711 (1100 amino acids)
Biological process (GO): smoothened signaling pathway; peptidyl-serine phosphorylation; peptidyl-threonine phosphorylation
Cellular component (GO): nucleus; cytoplasm; PML body
Molecular function (GO): protein serine/threonine kinase activity; protein tyrosine kinase activity; ATP binding
Source: RefSeq, a predicted model, not a curated record